GGGGAACGCUCAUGAAUGACGCACUCGAAACGACAACCUCAGCGUCGUGUUAAUAGCGGAAUUUGCAUAAUUUCGUUCUCGUGAAUAUAUCGCCGCAAUGUCCUUGCCAGAUGAGAAAAGCAUUGAAUUAGAAUCGGGGCUAGGCGGGGAGGUGAAUCAGCAUCUAUCGCCCCAGCAGCAUAGAGAUGGUGGAAAUCGAAAGCCUCUAUCAAAUGUUCCCAAGCGCAAGCCUCUUCCUGCUGCUAUACCUGGAGCAGCAGCAGCAUCAGUGGCAAUUCGAGAGGGACAGACAGAUCCCAAUGCAUCUAACCCCGCGCCCCCCGUUCGCAAUUGGCAUCAACAACAGCACAGCAAUAACUCGCCCAUUGCCUUCGCAGGUAACAUUAAACAAAAGUGGCUGGAGUGGUGGGAUCUCUUGACACCAAACCGAAGACGACUCUUUGCCAUUAUUGCGAUUGGUAUUGCUGUUGUGAUCUUAGCAUUGAUCAUCGGUCUCUCAGUUGGAUUGACUGCUGGGGACAGACACAAAAACCUCGCCCUCCCUACUUCCCACGGCGGUCCCUACACAGGCGACUUAACCUACUACGAUCCCGGCCUGGGGUCAUGCGGAAUAACCAGCUCGGGCUCCGAUAUGAUUUGUGCUGUGUCGCAUGUUCUCUUCGACGCUGCGUCGAGAGGGUCGAAUCCGAACGCGAACCCGUUGUGUGGGUUGAAGAUCCGGAUACGGAGGGACGGGGAGAGUGUGGAUGUCAAGGUGGUUGAUCGAUGUCCUGGUUGCAAGGAGACCGAUCUGGAUGUCUCGCGAGCGGUUUUUAAGGAUCUUGCUGAUCUGGAUCUGGGUAGGGUUACGGUUGAGUGGGCGUGGCUUGAGGAUGCGCCUGUUUCUAUUAAUUGA
This is a messenger RNA of Monascus purpureus, 895 nucleotides long. The record is from the annotation of a GenBank genome assembly. NCBI's taxonomy places the organism in Eukaryota, Fungi, Ascomycota, Eurotiomycetes, Eurotiales, Aspergillaceae.